AUGCAACAAGGUGCAACGGGAGGAAGAGGAGCAGAAGGGAGGGGAAGACGAGGAGGAGGAGGAGAGGGAGGGAGGGAAAUUACUCUAUCGUACACGAGGAGAGGAGCAUCCUCUUCCUCAUCUUCAAGGGGAGCAAGCAGAUUCUCAGUUUCCUGCAUUCUCUUACUCUCGUCUUCAUUGUUAGGGGUGCAAGCCCUUGACAACGGCGUCGGAAGACUCCCAGCCAUGGGAUACAACACCUGGAACGACCUUCUGUGCAAACCUACUGACUCGGCUAUCCGCAAGGCAGCUGUCCGGCUGGAGGGGUUGGGGCUUGCGGCCCUGGGCUACACUUACGUUAAUAUCGACGACUGCUGGGCGGUCUCAAGGGAUCCCAAGACCAACAGGCUCGUGCACGACGCCAGUGCGUUCCCCCAAGGGAUCAAAGGUCUGGCGGACUUCAUGCACUCCAAGGGAUUCAAGUUGGGGAUCUACACGGACAGGGGGCAGCUGACGUGUGCUGGUAGACCAGGGUCUCUUGGAACAGAGGAGCUGGAUGCCCAGACUUUUGCAGACUGGGGGAUCGACUACCUGAAGGAGGAUAGUUGUAACGCUACCCAAGAGCACGAGGGAGCGUUGGAUGAAUACAGGAAGAUGAGAGACGCCUUGAACAAGACCGGACGACCGAUCUACUUCUCCCUGUGUGGCUGGCAUACCUGGUACGCCAUGCCAGGGAAGAGCAUCGGGAACAGCUGGAGGAUAGCUGGGGACGUGGUCAACUGGAAGACGAUGUACCGAGCAAUCAGGAAGAGCGAGUUGGUCGUGAAGUUUGCCGGCCCUGGAGGAUGGAACGAUCCCGACAUGCUCAUAGGUAGUGGCGGAGGCUCCAACUUCAAUCUCUUGCCUCAUCAGUCCAGGACUCAGUUCUCCUUGUGGUCUGUGCUGGCGGCUCCGCUACUCAUAGGAGCUGCCAUCAACAACCUGACGGCCUGGGAUCUUGAGACCUACUCCAACGCCGACGUCAUCGCCGUUGACCAGGACGUGCUAGGUAUCCAGGGAUCUCCGUAUGCCCUGACGGACUGCGUGCAAGUCUGGGCCAGACCCCUUUCGUCGGGGAGUUUUGCUGUGAUCUUGUUGAACCUCGCAGCUGAUUCCAGGAACGUGGUAUGCGACCUCGGCUGUAUGAAGAAGAUCAAAGCUCUGCAUCCCAGCUGGAGGUCCAACAGCACGGAGAGGUGA
Messenger RNA from Guillardia theta CCMP2712, 1218 nucleotides. RefSeq lists its product as hypothetical. Bases 1 to 1218 code for a protein of 405 amino acids. Lineage: Eukaryota; Cryptophyceae; Pyrenomonadales; Geminigeraceae. Gene Ontology annotation, molecular function: hydrolase activity, hydrolyzing O-glycosyl compounds. Gene Ontology annotation, biological process: carbohydrate metabolic process. The transcript is spliced from 3 exons. The record is from RefSeq and is a predicted model, not a curated record.